Trichosporon asahii var. asahii CBS 2479 is the source of this 762-nucleotide messenger RNA. RefSeq lists its product as uncharacterized. The transcript has 4 exons. The coding region runs from base 1 to 762 and encodes 253 amino acids. NCBI's taxonomy places the organism in Eukaryota, Fungi, Basidiomycota, Tremellomycetes, Trichosporonales, Trichosporonaceae. The record is from RefSeq and is a predicted model, not a curated record.
AUGCUUGCAGCUGCUCGGGUCCUCCCUGUUGUUUCUCGACUUCCUCUCCGUGCCACCGUACGUCUGGCAUCCACUACUUCCGUCAUGAUGCCCAUCGAGCCAAAGGACAUCCCGACCGUUUCAAAGCAAGGUCUAGGGAAGCGGCUAUCCAUCUGGAGAGCUGAAGGUACGCGAUUGACGGGCCGUGGCUGCUCGAAGUGGAGACCGGCUGCGGAGACGCUCCCUUUGCUGACACGGCAGAUUGACAUGAUCGUCAACGCUGCGAACAAGUCGCUUCUGGGUGGUGGUGGUGUCGACGGUGCGAUCCACCGUGCUGCUGGACCUGAUCUGUUGCGAGAGUGCAGGGGUCUCAGAGGUGCCGACACCGGUGAGGUGAAGGUGACCAAGGGAUACGAACUCCCCGCCAAGUACAUCGCGCACGCCGUGGGGCCCAUCUACUCCGAGUCAAUGAAGGAAAUGUGCGCGGCGCAGCUCGAGAACUGCUACAGGUCUGCGCUGGAACAGUGCUCAGACAUUGGGUGCACGGAGAUCGCCUUCCCGAGCAUCAGCACCGGUAUCUACGGCUAUCCCAUUGAGGACGCGACCGAGAUCGCGAUCGAGACGACGAAGGACUUCCUGGAGAAGGAUGAUAAGGUGAGUUCGACAGGAGUUGUUCAAACUGACAGGCAGGUGAAGCAGGUCGUGUUCUGUGUGUUUUCGCCCGAGGACGAGGAGGUGUACAAGAAGCUCGUCAAGAGCAUCGUCCCCACGAACGAUGCGUGA